Messenger RNA from Olea europaea var. sylvestris, 1119 nucleotides. RefSeq names its product syntaxin-71-like. Gene Ontology annotation, biological process: intracellular protein transport; vesicle fusion. Gene Ontology annotation, cellular component: endomembrane system; SNARE complex. Lineage: Eukaryota; Viridiplantae; Streptophyta; Magnoliopsida; Lamiales; Oleaceae. Gene Ontology annotation, molecular function: SNARE binding; SNAP receptor activity. The transcript has 10 exons. Bases 69 to 914 code for a protein of 281 amino acids. The record is from RefSeq and is a predicted model, not a curated record.
UCUCCCGCGAACGCCAUACAUAAAUCACCGCUAUUAACGGUGAACCCUUCGUCAAAGAGAACGCGACAAUGGCAGAACUUGAAGAAAAAAACCCUUGUUCCUCUCCCUGUCCACAAUUAUUCUCCAAUUAUCUCUUCCUUUACAGCGAAUUGGUUGAUUCCAUCUGCAAGAAAUACGAAAAGUACGAUGUUGAAAAGCAGGGUUCCCAAAAUGCCUCCUCCGAUGAUUCCUUUGCCCGCCUCUACGGCUGGUUUGAGUCUCAAAUUGAGGCUGUCCUGCAUAAAUCGGAGAUGGUGGCAAUGGAGACAAACAGGGCAGCCAUGGUGGCGAUGAAUGCUGAGGUGCGGCGAACUAAGGCCAGGCUUAUGGAUGAAGUACCUAAGUUGCAGAAGCUUGCUCAGAAAAGAGUCAAAGGGCUCUCCAUGGAAGAACUAGAAGUUCGUAAGGACCUGGUUCUUGCACUUCCUGAGAGAAUUCAAGCAAUACCUGAUGGAACAGCGGCAAAACAAGCUGGAGUCUGGGAGGCUUCAACAUCUCAUAAAAAUAUAAAAUUUGACACUGAUGGGCAGUUUGAUGAUGAUUUCUUUCAAAAAAGUGAAGAGUCAAAUCAAUUCAGGCAAGAAUAUGAAAUGCGGAAGAUAAAGCAGGAUCAAGGUUUAGACAUAAUAUCAGAAGGUCUUGAUACACUCAAGAACUUGACUGCUGAUAUGAAUGAGGAAUUGGACAGGCAGGUUCCAUUGAUUGACGAAAUUGAUACCAAGGUGGACAGGGCAACAACUGAACUAAAAAAUACAAAUGUUAGACUGAAAGAAUCAAUUUUCAAGAUAAGGUCCAGUCGAAACUUCUGCUUGGAUAUCAUCCUUCUGUGUAUUAUUCUGGGAAUUGCUUCCUAUUUGUACGAUAUACUGAAAUGAAUGAUUCAGAAGAUGUUCGUACUUCAUCGAUCGAACCUGACCUCCAGUUUUCUUGUGCACCUGUAUGUUGAUGCAUCAAUGCUUAUCUUUGUAAUUAUCCUACAUUAAUUAGACUUGAAGACUAGUACUUCUGUUUGAACUAGUUCUCUUCAAUAUAAUUUAUUAUUGGUAUAUAGACGUAGUAAAAUUCAUUUUCUUCUGUGAA